AUGAUCCUCAAAUUUUUCCUAUUCUCCUUGCUUUUCCUUAACUCAGCUCUUGCUUUCCGAACCCAAUCAGCCGGUGUAAAAGGCAGACUUGUUUGUGGUGACAAACCAGUUGUUGGUGCACAUUUGAAAUUAUUCGAUGAAGAUAAUGGUCCCGAUCCAGAUGAUAUGUUGGACCAACAUAUUUUGGAAGAAGAAGAGAAUGGAUUGUUUCAAUUGUCUGGAUCUUCAAGAGAAUUGACUCCAAUUGAUCCUGAACUUCGAAUUUAUCAUGAUUGUAAUGAUCAUGGCUCGGUGAGAUUUAGGAGGCUUUGGGGGAUUCUAGAAUCCUGGGAACUUCUAGAGAACAUUCUAACAAAUUUUGGGAAGGGGAUUCAUUUUUUUCAGGAGCCUUUUUAUGUUAAAUCUUGGGAUCCUUCAAAACUCUAGGAAUUUUUAAUUGUACUUUUUGAAAAAUUUCAGUUUAGAUCUUUGAACAUCCAAGUUCCUGGAUAUUCAAAAAAAAUUCAAUAAUAAUUUUACAGCCCUGCCAACGCGAAUGGGUCAUCCGGAUACCAAACAAAUAUAUCACGUCUGGUGAACAAGCCGAAAAAUACAUGGAUAUCGGAACUCUCAAUCUGGAAAUUGAACUUGACAGUGAAUCCAGAAGCUGUAUUCAUUAAUAAAUUUUAUUGAUUUUUUUUUUUGAUAAUCUGAAAUAUUUUUUUUUCGAAAAGAGUCCAAAUACUCUUAUAUAUCUGAAAUUUGAAGGGAGAACUAAACAAAAUUUUUUUUAGCAAAAAUGAGAAUUUUGGUGUUUUUGGCGGUGUUUUUGAUGGAAGUGACUUCGAUCGAAAUUCCUGAACAACACACUGGAGUUCAGUAUUAUAGAGUAAGUUAUUAGAACUUUUGGGAACCUUUUUUUAAAAUAUAUUUACAUUUUCCAGGUGAAAGGAGUUUUGUUGUGCGGAGACAAGCCAGAGAAAAACGUGAUUGUGAAAUUGGUGGAUGAUGAUUUCGGGCCGGAUCCAGAUGAUGAUUUGGCAAAAGGUUAUACAAAUGAGAAUGGAGAAUUUGAAUUGAUUGGAUUCACUACUGAACUUACUACUAUUGAUCCACAUUUGAAGAUUUAUCAUGAUUGUAAUGAUGGAAUUUUGGUGAGGAAUUUUUCUCGUGUUUCUCCUUAAAAGAUUUUUUUUUGAAAAUUUGAUUUUCAGCCUUGCCAACGCCGCUGGAAAUUCGAACUUCCAAAUAAAUAUAUCUAUGCGAAAAAUGAGACGCCAAAAACUUUGGACAUUGGAACCUGGAAUUUGGAAAGUCUAUUAAGCGGUGAAAGUCGAGAUUGUCUUCAUUGA
Caenorhabditis angaria is the source of this 1331-nucleotide messenger RNA. The record is from the annotation of a GenBank genome assembly. NCBI's taxonomy places the organism in Eukaryota, Metazoa, Nematoda, Chromadorea, Rhabditida, Rhabditidae.